AAAACAAUUAUGUAUAGGAAUAAAAUAAGAUUACAUUAAUUAAGUACAAAGGUAGAUGCUCUAUGUUCUAGCUAGUUAAAAAGUAAAGAUUAAAUUUCCCAAUAAAAAAUAAUAAUUGGUCUGGCGCUUCACAACACAAUCAAUCACCCAUUCACACACACAUCACACACUGGUGGGGGUGAGCUACGAUGUAGCCACAGCUGCUCUAAUAAUUAGAUUUUUAUUAUAUUAAUUUGUUUAAAUAUUUAACAUUUCCUAAAACCAGUCGGCUUGCUUUUGCAGGAAUAAAGUUGAUUUUUGGUUCUUUGGCUCUCUUGUUUUAAUAAAAAAAUAUUUAUAUAAAUAUGACCGCAAAUGACCCUCUGAGAUGAUUCUUCAUUUUACAAAUUAAAAUACUGUUUUUCCCCACUUUUAAAAGUGGAAGUUUUAAUCCUUAAAGAAACGAUCCCAGAGCGUCAAAUCCAUUAGCGUUGAUAACUAAAGCCGAGAUGUAAACAUUAGUUUGGGGUUUAUAGAUAAUCCCGCAGAGACAGAUGGGGUCAUUAAUAUGAACACAAUCGCAAAGUGAUCGCAGGAUCAAAGCGGGAAGCUCCCGCUGAUGUUCCCGCCUGUCCGCUCUGGUUCGCUGUCAUGGUAACCAGAUUGGAUUUUCCUGAACCGACUUCACUUUGUUUACAAAUUUUUUACUCCAGCAGCCCGAGUUCGGUUCUAAACCUGGCAACACUUAUCCAACUUUUUAGCUGUUUUUGUUUUGUUUGUGAAGCUCUUUGUCUGACUCACCGUAGGGUCACAACCAUGGGAAUGUUUUCCAUUUGCUCAGAUGUCAAACAUUCCAAGUCAUGUCUGUUCAGCACUCUGGGUGUUGAACUAACCUCACACCAGAUACGUUUAAAGUCUCAAUAAAUCAACAAAAGACAGAAAAUUUUGAUUUUUCAAAUGUUUUCAGCCUCUCCCGAUCAGGAACCCUGUUUCUGUUUGUUUCUGAAUUGUGAGUGCCUCCUUUUAAAAUAUGGUUUUAGUUUUAUUUAUUUAUUUUGUAGGUCACUCACUCCACCUUGUGGCAAUUUAUAAAUUCUAAAUAAGAACAAAAAAAAUCACUUUUUGACCAAAUUGUGUUUGAUUCAACAAACCUAUGAAGUAGUUUUAUGAAGAGAAAGCUGUGGUUCCAGAAACCGUUAAAUCCCCAGUUUCCUGUAAUGUUUACAUAUUCAGCAUCAUCCAACCGACCAGUCGGGCCUGCCCUGAUGGGGAACAACAACAGGGUGGUGGGUGUCUGUUUGAGCCCUGGUGGAGCGGGAGGGGGAACCAAAGCCACUGAGGAUUAGAGCUCUGUUUGGUCCACUCUCUGCUCUAACGUAAACCGGCAAAAACAACCUCAUCAGAAACAACCGCUGCUCCAUUGUUUCAGGACGUUUACGCGACCAAACCGAUGGACGACGCCGUCGCAGCUUUUUCUUUAAUAAUUUGAGGAUUUUUUGCUUUUUUGGUGGAUUACUUUUACAGGAAAUAAGAGAUUAUGGUGGUACUCAUGACUAAUAACUCUAAUUUUUACCUUUACUGCUUUCCAGUGAUUUUAAAGAAGAAAGCUCAACCCAACCUAAACGAUGACAAGACCCCUGCGCCCCCGCAGUUACAAGAGAACGUGUUUAUCGAGGGCAGCAGGUCUAAAUAUGUGGAGGACCUCCACACCGAAGCUCAAGAAGGGCUGAAAAUGAUACAGCAAGAAGAAAGCAACACUGGAAUGGAGUAUCAGGAUAAUGAAAGCAUGGUUUCCACAGCGACCGCCCAAACCAACGGGGAAAGUGUGGGGUUUGUGACGGACAGCACUAUUGCUGACACGUCCUCUGUCGUCUCCAUGCGGUCCUCAGUGUCCACAAGGUCGUCCCGCCAUGGACUCACCAGGCAAGGAUCAACGUUCCGACCCCUGGAAUCAGGGAAAAAAUCAGAAAAGACCAAAACAAGGAGGAAACACAGGAAGACUGCUGCAGGAGUGCCACGGCAUGUUCAGAGAGAGCUGGGUAUGGAUAGGGAAGGCUGGAGACUGCCACCUCGGCUGGACGAGAGGCCGGAUUUAGACGAUGAGUCUGAUUUUAGUCCCACAUCCGAUGGAUUACAGCGCAAAGCAGAAUCACCGAAGGACUCCAGUGCAGGCCUUCAAACCUCUAACGUCGUCCAUCCGCUCAGUAAAGACAGAGUUGAGCAGCUCAAUGCCACCCACGCUGGUCACAGGGACAACCUGGCCCUGCUGCACCAUCUGGAUCCCCUCAGAUGGAAGAGUGGUUCUGCUGUUGUCCAACAGGGUCUGUCCAGCCGUGUUAUGACCAUGUCACCCCAGGCUGCUUACCUGUCCAAGAUCAUUCCCAACGCGGUGCUGCCACCCUCCAUCGAGGUGGUGGAGAUCAGUCGCAGCAGCCGUCGCAGCAGCUUGCGCACCAUCAGCAAAAGCAGCAUAGUGUCUAGCCCGUCUCCCUCCCGGGCUUCUUCUAGGGCCUCUUCCAACAUCACCUCUGCCUCCCGCUACAACGCUAAUCCUUAUAUGUCCGACAGCUCAAGAUGGAGCGACUCUGCCUCAUCAGAGACUUUGGUUUCUAACUCUUCAACCAUCUCCAGCAGCAGCACCCCUAAACAGAAACCUCAGAGUGGAGACAAUUCUGCUAAAGCGAACAAAGUUGAUGUUAACUCCUCUAAAGAUUCGUCCAAGGUCAUCAUUAAGGGAGACCAGGUUAGGAAAGAAGGACAGUUUGUGCGUAGUCUCUCUGUCAUGAAGUCCAAGAGGGCUCCGCCACCUCCAAACCGCUCACAUUCCCUUCACGGUAAGAAACGACGGUCAAGAGAUCUGGUAGAAGUUUUUGCUACAGAACAAAGCCCCCCAUCCCCAAAGAAAGACCACGAAAAUGUUCAACCUGGAUCAUCUGUAGUCCUCUCCAGGACCUUAGACAGCACUGGCUACCAUGCAGACAUCAGUUCUCCAGAUGAUUCUACAGGUUCCGUAUCAUUCCCUCUCAGAUCUCCGCUUCAGGCCGAGGAGCCAAACAAGGAUGCAGAAAAGCUUCUGAACGAACGUUCAUGUGACGAGCAGGAAUCCCCUCAGGACAAAAAGCUCAACAAACCAAACUCCCCAUCCAGUGGCUACUCCAGCCAAGAUGGAACAUCUCCACAUUUCAUCAAAUGGUCUCUGAAGCAAAAGGGACUCUUCGCAAAGAUUCCACAGUUUUUUUCUUCUAGGUCCACGUCUGCUGGGCUUGCACCAGCCCUGGCACCACAGCCAGGAGAUAAAUACGGGAACGCUGCUGGAGAAAGCAAACCCGAUGUCAGCCCCUCUGUUCAGACGCUGAGACAACUCUUCAACAUCCCUCCCCCACCCAAAAUCCACGCUCCUCCCCCUCCUCCCCCAGAGGUAUGGUCUCAAAACGUACGUUCGAUUGAGCUGCUCCUGGGACCCCCGGCUCCCGGCAGCAGCUACACGGUCCUAAAGAAGAACCCAAAGGACAGGAGACAACAGAGGCAGUCUCCACCUUCAUCUACGGCCACGGAACGAAAACACCAAAGUCCCACGGCUGAGUCUGAACAUGGAUCAGUGCACGUGAUGGACGCAAAGACAGAAAGUGAUUGUACGUAUGGAAAAGUGAAGAAAGAAAGAAUAACCCAGAAUGGAACGUCGAAAGAACACGGAAAGGAUGAGAAAGUGAGAUUAAGCGAGAUGUUGAACGGGAUAUUGGUGAAAGCUGUAGACAAGCAGGGAGCAACGAGAGCAGAAGGUCAGAACGUUAAAGCCGCAGAGGUCAACAUCAACACACUACCUACCAUUUCAUCAGUACGCAUUUCUCCACCAUCGUCUUCCGAACCAGUGGACCAUCAGGUCCAGUCCACUGUAAGAGACACCACCACUGUUACUUCAUCGGUAGGAAUUACCUCACCUGAAUCAUCUUGGCCCCCGCCGCCUCCACCGCUGUCGCAAGUAAGCGCCAGCAGACGUGAUGAGAUGGAGCUCCCUCUCCCUCCUCCCCCGAUGUUUGUUGAGGGGGAACUAGUUUUGUCACCAAAGGUAAAAGAACAAGUCGAGGUGGGACCUCUGAAGUUCCUCUCGUCUCAGGACGUGGAGAAUCCAUCCCUGGGUAUCCCUCCUCCACCACCAUAUUCAGCUCCCCCUCCACCAACAACUAUGAAAGAGGCUCCUCCUCCUCCUCCUCCACCACCUCCUGUGACGCACAAGGAGCCCUCCACUUCUGUAAUUCAAGAAGUUCCUCCACCGGUUAGCGUACCUUCGCCAGAAAAACAAGCCCCCCCUCCAGGAAACGCUGUAGAAGUCUCUAUUCUCUCUUCCAGAGCAGUUGCUGCCCUGCCUUCUAAAGAUUUUAUUCCUCCACAUCAUCACCAAGAAGCUUCUCAGCCCAUAGGACAAGUAGCCCCUGUAGAGAACUUUGGCCCCCCGCAAAGUAUUCCUCCUCCACCUCCACAGCUUCAACCACUGAAGCAAGAGAUUGAUCCUCCACAGAAGAAAAUCUCAUCAGAACCAAAAACAAAAGAUCUAUCUGUCAAUGUUCUCACCCCCCCUCAUGGUGUUCCACCUCCUGUAGCACCUCUCCUUCAAACCUCACACAUAACUCUAGUAACUGACGAUGGGGUGCCCCCUUCUCCUCCAUUUGAGUUCAGAAACACACCUUCACUUAAAGAGGCUGAACAACCUCCUCCACCUACGAGUAUUCCUUUGCCUCCACCGUUACCUGUGCAGGUUCCUGCCAGCAUCACGCAUCCGUCUAGUCCCCCAAGCACCAAAAACCAAACCCAAGAGAAGACCUCUGCACCUGAAGCACAUAAGGAACUAAUUCCGGUGGUCACCGCAUCCCUCCUGCAGAAGGUCAAGCUUCGGUCUGUCAACAGCAGUCCAGAACCAUCUGAAGUUCACGAGCAGGUCUCCGCCUCAGAUGUAACCCCUCCCCUCCUUAAAGUGGUCACGCUUCGGUCCAUCAACAGCAGCCCGGAAAACGCUAAAGGUGUGAAAGAAGAAGCCACAUCCGACGGUCCCACUGCUGUCUUGCAGACGGUCAAGCUUCGGUCCAUCAACAACAGCCCGGAACCACCUGAAACUUCCGAAGGUGUGAAAGAGGAAACCCUGCCCAAUGGUCCCUCAUCUGUCAUCAACAACAGCCCAGAAACUGCUAAAGGUGUGAAAGAGGAAUCCACAGCUACUGGUACACACCCUGCCUUGCAGGUGGUCAAGCUCCAGCCUGCCAACAGCAGCGCUGAAGCAUCUGAAGCUGUGAAAGGUGCCGAUUCGGUUUUGUCCAUUGAAUCUUCUCCAGUCAGUCUUCAGUCCAUCAAGCCUGAAACUUUUACAACUCAAGAGAAACCAGAGCCCGAUGUCACAGUGGAUCAACCACAGCCCGACAAACAAGUUCCAAUGUCUUCCAGCAACGAGGCUCCUCAAAAGCCGAUCAGAAAAUCUCUGAUCCUCGUCUCUCCUCCUCCCACUAGUCCACCCGACACCGACAGCUCUGAAGCCUCUCGACCCAAGUCUGUUGUGGUUCCACCUGCAGCUUCACCAACAGCCGCCUCUCCUCUGAAAAAGUCUCCCACCACGACCUCUUCUGUCUCCAUGAACCUGCAGGAGGCCAUCCGCCUCAGGACAGCAGCCAGAUCAAAAGAAGGUCCCGCUUCUCGCCUCACCCUGCCCUCGCAGUUGUCCCCUCCAGGCUUCCUUAGAUCCCCAACCAACACUGCAAGCUUCAUCUUCUCCAAGAGCAACACCAGGGUAGGAAUUGAGGUGAAGCAAAAGCAAGAAAACAAGGAAACUGUACAGAAGAAGUUGGAAAAUUCCUCUGUGGCCAAGGUGACCAGUGAGGCGGAGUCAAAGACGGGAGGAAAGGUCCCGCCACCCGUUGCUAAGAAACCAAAAACGAAGAGCAAAGAGGAGGAGGCUGGUGAGGCUGUGGAGCAAACUGCAGGACAGGAAGCACAGCGAGAUGGAACAGAAGAUGGCCCAGAGGAAGUCAACGGGACAGCAGGCACUGUUCAAGGGGAGACAUCUACAUGACGGUGAAGUCUAGAGGAACCAUCUGAAGGACAACACUGUUUUACUUUUACCAAAGUCUUUAAAAGAAACUAGGUUUGGAUCAAUGAAAUUCUGAGUUUCUUUGUUUAAAUUUGACAUUUGAGGUGUGGGUCCUGAUUACUUACUCGUUUUGCGUUUUAGAGGAAGUAAAUUCAGCUUUAGGUUGCAAGAAGUGGGGAAAGGCUGCCCUCUAGUGUCAAACUGACUGUACUGAUCGUCCUGCUGAAUCAAAUCUCUAGUCUCCACUCGUUCGACGGGAUUUUUGGUAACUUUUCUGUAAAUAUGACUGUAUUUUGUACAUUUAACACAUCCUGUCAUUUUGGAUCUGUUCUGCAGAGUUCUAUAUAUUUCUAAAAGAGUUUCCACACCAAUUAUAUUUGUUUAACAAAAUAUUAAUUAUCUUAAGUUAUUUACUUCCGUCUCACUUCAGAAGGCUCUGCUCUUUUGUAAUGAAUGAAAUGCAGCCGUUCUUGUGUUACAUUAGUAUUUGUGUAAAUGCUCGAUCAUAACCAAAUUUGAAAAAAUCUCACCUGUUUACUGGGCUGCACGUCAAUGUCUGAAACAAAUGUCACUUACAGCAAUAAUCACUCACAUGAAGCACAUUUUCUGCUGCUUUUAUUUACAGAUAAUGGAGGCUUUGCCCCUUUUCCUCAGUUAUAAAUCACUUUUUGUUGACUGGUAAACUUUCAGAAAGGUUUUGAGACUAACGGGGACAAACAUUUAUAAAGAAAAUUAAAGAUUUAUGGUCAGACCAAA
Molecule: messenger RNA, 6808 nt
Organism: Nothobranchius furzeri (turquoise killifish)
Lineage: Eukaryota; Metazoa; Chordata; Actinopteri; Cyprinodontiformes; Nothobranchiidae
Product: NHS-like protein 3
Biological process (GO): cell differentiation
Source: RefSeq, a predicted model, not a curated record